CCAACAAUAGGAAACUAAUCGUUACUUGGGAUUUCUGUUUGAGUUUUCCAGGGUAUGUCGUAAAUACGAAAGGAUACAGUUCUAUGAUUACAGAAGAUGCUUAUGAGUAAAGUGAUAUUUAUCUGGACAAGCUGUUGCGCGUUUCUGUUCUUGUUGAUUUUAAAACUUGAUGAAAUCGUUUCUUGGAAUUGGUUCAUCAUAUUCAUACCAAUGUGGUCUUUUGAUUUUAUGUUAUUCAUUACCUCAAUACUAUAUAUGUCACGAAAAUUUACCCAUAUAAUUGGUCAACAUAACGUUGAAGGUAGAUUUAAUCAGACUCUGACAUUGAGUUUUAUCUUGUGGAAGUCAAUUGCACAGAUUAUUCUCUGCCUAUCCCUGGAAGGCUAUUUAACGACUUUGUUAGACAGCUUUUCUCAGUCGAACGUUAUUAACCAGAAUACAACUAGCAAUCAAACCGGUAAUUCAACCGCCGUUAAAACCCGUCUGGUUUAUGCAAUAUUUCCUAUAUGGACUACAAUGGUUGUAUGUUUAUUAAUAGUUUGCACUCAAAUCGUAAAUCCACGUUUAACUGGAAUUUGGUCAUUUUGUUCAAAUAAUCAACCAUUUGAUGGCCAUCGUGAAAGAGGAAAACAACAAAAGACCAACGUUUUAAGGGGUUUUGUAACGAAUUGAAAAGUUGUCUGUUGAUAAUGUUAUGUAUUUGUCACUGUUUAUAUGUGUACUAUUCCUUUGUGAAUAAAAG
This is a messenger RNA of Schistosoma bovis, 742 nucleotides long. Lineage: Eukaryota; Metazoa; Platyhelminthes; Trematoda; Strigeidida; Schistosomatidae. The record is from the annotation of a GenBank genome assembly.